This is a messenger RNA of Penicillium canescens, 1119 nucleotides long. RefSeq lists its product as uncharacterized. The record is from RefSeq and is a predicted model, not a curated record. The transcript has a single exon. NCBI's taxonomy places the organism in Eukaryota, Fungi, Ascomycota, Eurotiomycetes, Eurotiales, Aspergillaceae. Gene Ontology annotation, molecular function: hydrolase activity. Bases 1 to 1119 code for a protein of 372 amino acids.
AUGGCCUCAAUGCUAAAGGCGCCAUUCACUCCCCUCCUCUACCUAAGCCGCCGAUUCCGUCAAGACCAAGACUGGACCUACCGACAAGCCCUAUCAAACACACUGAUAAAAAUCUUCCUCCAAGUCUUCGUAGCCUUCCGCACAAAACCACCCCUGUCCCUAAAACCAGGCCUAGAAGGCGACCGCUUCGUCCAAAUCGUACCAGGCCCCGAAGAUCUAUACACAGGAAUAACCGUCGACGACGAAAUCCACCCAGAAACCAUAGGCGGAACCUGGUUCCCAACAGCCUACUCCUACACCACAACAACCUCCUCAGACAAACACAUCAUCCUCCACUUCCACGGUGGCUCCUACAUCAUCGGCGACGGCCGCACACUAUCCUGCAAAUUCCUCGUAGACAACCUCCUAGCCCACUCUCCCUCCAGCCACGUCUUUAGCCUCCAAUACCGCUUAGCCUGCAACCCGAACAGCCGCUUUCCCGCCCAACUCCAAGACGCCAUAACCGCCUACUGCUACCUAACCCACAGCCUGCACAUCCCCGCCUCGCGCAUCGUCCUCAGUGGCGAUUCCGCAGGCGGUCACCUCGUCCUAGCCCUCCUCCGCUACAUAGCAGACUAUGACGACGAGAAGAUCCUUCCACCACCAUCAUGCAGUUGGCUCUUCUCGCCGUGGUGCGAUAUCCCCGGCUCAAGGAAUACAGCAUUAUGGAAUACCCUGCCGAACGCAACGGUGGAUUAUGUCCCGCCCUCGUUCCCGGCGUGUGGGGCGAAGCACUUAAUCGGCAAUCUGGAGCUAAAUAGGGCUGUUGAGCCUUAUCUAGCACCGAUUUGGCAUCCGUUUGCGCUGCCUUCGCCUAUGCUAGUUGUUAGUGGUGGCCGGGAGGUUAUGUGUCAGGAGCAUGAGCGGUUGGCGAGGCAUUUGCGGAAAUUGCCGCAGAAUGAGGGCCGCGUGGAGUAUUUCGUGCAGGAUAUUUCGCCCCAUGAUGUUUUGAUGGUGGGGUGGAUUAUGAAUUUUAGGAAGGAGGCUGCGCAGUGUGCUGAGUCUGCUGGUUGCUUUUUGACAAAGCUUCAGGCUAUGUCGGAUGAGAGUGAAGUUCCGGUUUUGGCUUUUGAGGCUUGA